CUAAUUUCCGAAUUUAUUUUUCGUAACACAAACAAACAAAUUAAUAAGAAUAAACAUUUGAAAAUAGGUUUGCACAAGUGCGACAUACGUCCAUUUUUGGUUGAAGGUCAGCAAGUUGGCCUUAUUAAAUCAGACGUUUUAAAGCAUCUCGUGAAGUAUCCUGAAGUAUUUUGCAUUCGUGACUGCGACCAAACCCAACAAGGCUUGGUUGAGCUUAAUCCAGCAUUCCGUGACUACAACGAGCGUACUGAACAACUGGAAAAGGUACUGCAAAACCUGCGCUCUGAAGGAUUGUUUCCUGCUUUACAGGGGUGGAGGGAUGAGUAUUUUGAAGUGAAGUCCGAGCGCAAGUCUCUGCUUAAAAUGGAGCGAGCGGCAACCCCGCUCUUUGGAGUCCGCAAGUACGGUGUCGAUAUCAACGGCUAUGUGCGUCAUCCAACGCAUGGAUUAUGCAUUUGGCUGCAGCAACGGUCCAACACAAAAGAGACAUGGCCAGGAAAAUGGGAUAAUAUGGUAGGUGGUGGACUAUCUGUGGGCUAUGGCAUUAAGGAGACCGCCAUUAAGGAGGCCGCUGAAGAGGCAUCAAUUCCGUGUGAUCUUGUCAAAAAUUUGGUUUCGGCGGGAUGUGUUUCUUUUUACUUUGAAAGCCGUCAAGGGCUCUUCCCUAAUACUGAAUACGUGUUUGACUUGGAGCUGCCGAUCGAUUUUGUUCCACAAAACGCUGAUGGAGAGGUGCAGGCCUUUGAGCUACUUCCUGCUAAGGAGUGCGUGGAGCGGGUUUUUACUCCGGAUUUUAAAACAACUUCUGCACCAGUUGUAAUUGAUUUUCUUAUUCGCCAUGGCCACAUAACUGCAGAUGAUGUUGUAGACUUUACACAAAUCGUUGAGCUCUUGCACGUUCCCUUACAAUCCCUUUAUACAUACAAGGUGCGCCUGGAGCAGGCCCAAAAACAACAAAGUUUUUCAGACGAUGCCAGAAGCCGCCAUUAUGCAAGCUUACAGCCAUUGUCCGUGGAAAAUGGGCACAAAAAAACAGCUUAGUCAGACAUUUAAAGGGAACAAAGAUUAAAAUAAGGUUUAAAAUCAAUUGCAAUUGUCAGAUAAGAUACAAGAGACUUAUAGAAGUAGACACCUAAGUCAAUAACCAAUAUAAAUAAAAUACGUAAACAUCGUUAAUAUAUUACGGGAAGACAAAAGCCCAAACAAAACAAGCUAAUAUAAUAUAAACAUUUGUAAUGUCAAAUCCACUUUAUGUUAAAAGUUACGGCUCUCUUGGCAACCAAAAAGGAUUUGUGUAACUGGAUUUUUUUCUUGACAUGAAAGGCGGUAUGACUUGCCUAAAUUGUAAGUUCUUAGUCAAACGACAAAUUCCUUUUAGUUUUAAAUAUCUAUUAUUUAUACUGUAUUCAUCGAUACAUUUAAUGGACACAUGGAAAUCGUUUAAAAGUUUUAUGUUGUAAAUUUCCAUAUAAGAUGUAUUAGAAGUUUCGUGAAAGUGAAUUUUACGAUGACAUUCACUACUAUAUAUGUGUACCAAAGUGCUCAAUCUUAAGAUAGAUUUAUAUAAUGGUAGAUAGGCUUCUGUUAAAUUUGUAAAAAAUUUUGUAACUUAAUAAAUGAUACAAAAAUAA
Messenger RNA from Drosophila ficusphila, 1631 nucleotides. RefSeq lists its product as uncharacterized. Gene Ontology annotation, molecular function: 8-oxo-dGDP phosphatase activity. The record is from RefSeq and is a predicted model, not a curated record. NCBI's taxonomy places the organism in Eukaryota, Metazoa, Arthropoda, Insecta, Diptera, Drosophilidae.